AUGAUUUUUAGAAUAAUCGCUAAAGGUGCUGGCGGAGGGAAAGGAUCGAACGGACAAGGUGUUUCAUUAGGAGCAGAGGCUCGUGGUGUUUACGAAUUCAGAGCAGGCCAGCAACUGUACAUAGUUGUCGGCCAAGAAGGUGGUUCUGUGUGCAGGAAGGUGUCUACAGAUGGCCUUUCCUCUGCACCGAAUUGCAAACCCAUUGUGAUAGGCAGCAGUAAUGACAAUUCAAGCAGAGCUGGUAUACACAAAAUAUCAGAUGUAAGAAAUCUUAAGCAGCUCAUUGGAGGAGGAGGUGGUGGUGGCGCGAGUUUCAUAUUCCAGAUCAAGAAAAACGGAGAUAGGGUGCCUCUGGUGAUAGCAGCAGGAGCGGGAGGUCUUGCGGGUUAUCCAUCUAUUGACAGCAAGCAGCAUGGACAUUAUGAAAACAAAACAGUUGAGCCAGUUACAGGCGUUGGUCAUGGCAGAACUCCAGCAG
Messenger RNA from Bemisia tabaci, 478 nucleotides. The record is from RefSeq and is a predicted model, not a curated record. NCBI's taxonomy places the organism in Eukaryota, Metazoa, Arthropoda, Insecta, Hemiptera, Aleyrodidae.